Molecule: messenger RNA, 1598 nt
Organism: Nylanderia fulva
Lineage: Eukaryota; Metazoa; Arthropoda; Insecta; Hymenoptera; Formicidae
Gene: CARPB
Product: Carbonic anhydrase-related protein B
Biological process (GO): one-carbon metabolic process
Molecular function (GO): zinc ion binding; carbonate dehydratase activity
Source: RefSeq, a predicted model, not a curated record
GGGACGUAUACAGUUGCCUCGUAGGGCAGUCGUUCCUCCUUCGUCGUUCCUUCACCGCCGUGCGCUUUUAACCAAAUUAUUCCGCGAUCGGGGCGAGAAAAAAAGGAAGAGGAAGCUUACUAUUAUACGAGGGAAUAGAAGACACCGACACAGAGAGAGGGUAGCUGCUCUCGGGGUAGCCGCGAAUCUACCCCGACGGCACAUCGUCCUCCGACGGCAUCGUCCUCCUCCUCGAAGAAGAGGUGGCUGGCCUGCGUGGUCACCGUGGCCGCGGUCGAAGCGGUCAGUAGCGGUGGAAGAAGCGGUGCGUCGGUGGAGAAGGAGGAAGAGGAGGAAAAGAAAGACGUCGUUCCUUUCGUCGUCCAUGAAAAACGAGCCGAAUGAUGUUCAAUUGACGAAGACCGCGCAGCGCUAGGAAUGGCCCCCUUCAAUUCCGUCUUCCUGGGUGUCUGGGGAGUGUUCGUUGUUAUUUUGAUACAAGAAUCGACACCCGUUAGCUGGGAGGAAUGGUGGACGUACGACGGUAUUUCCGGUCCUGCCUUCUGGGGGCUCAUCAACCCGGAAUGGUGGCUCUGCAACAAAGGUCGAAGACAAUCACCGGUCAAUCUCGAGCCUACUCGACUGCUUUUCGACCCGAAUUUACAACCGCUUCACUUAGACAAGCACAGAAUUAAUGGCGUACUGGCGAACACCGGACACAGCGUCGUGUUUGCCGUAGAAAACGACACUCGUCAUCCCGUCAACAUCUCCGGCGGUCCGCUCAGUUAUCGUUAUCAGUUUCACGAGAUUCAUCUACACUUUGGCGCGGACGAUCGCAUCGGCAGCGAGCACACUGUCGAUGGACACGCUUUUCCUGCCGAGCUCCAAAUAUUCGGCUUCAAUUCGCAGCUCUACAACAACUUCUCGGAUGCCCUGCACAGAGCGCAGGGAAUCGUGGCAGUGUCGCUUCUUUUACAGGUAGGCGACCUCUCGAACCCGGAGCUAAGAACGUUCACGCAGCAGCUGGAUAAAAUCAAAUACGGAGGACAGGCCAUGGAAAUUAAACGUUUCGGGGUGCGCGAACUUCUGCCGGACACGAAGCAUUACAUGACAUACGACGGCUCCACCACGAUGCCGGCGUGUCACGAGACCACCACAUGGAUCAUCCUCAACAAGCCCAUAUACAUCACCAAGCAGCAGCUACACGCUCUGAGGCAAUUGAUGCAAGGGGACGAAAAACAACCAAAUGCUCCGCUUGCAAAUAACUUUAGACCACCGCAACCCCUUCAUCAUCGUCCCGUUCGGACAAAUAUUGAUUUUAAUGUUCAGGGUCCGAAGAAUUGUCCGACGAUGAACAGGGACAUUUAUUACAAAGCCAAUAGCUGGAAAUAAUACCCAGCACUGCCGUGAGGUCGACAUUCGCAGUAACUACGCUUUUCCCCGGAACGAGCUGGAACUUCGCUGUAAGGAAAAAAUUGACAUAUCAAUUACAGGCGUGUGACGCCGGGUCACAAAAAAAAAAAAAAUAAUUACAGCAGAUAGAACGCGCGAGAGAUGACCGACGGCGCCCAACGUCGGCGUCGAGAGGUCGAGAUUUAAAAAAAAAAAAAAAAAAAAAA